UGCGCACCAAGCUAACGAGCUGAGGAGCAUCUUGAUGCUAACAGCUAAACAUGGCCCUGUUCACAUACAGCAGACUGUCUCAUUUACUAAGAAUAUCCGGAAAUAAAGUAUCCGUUAUACGAACGGGGAUAGAAAUAAAACCGGGACCUGCGUGUUGUGCGCAGUUCAUUCGCUGCCAGAGGUCGAUGGAUAGUAAGGCGUUACAGGAGAGGCAGAAGCAACAGAUGGCCAAAGGUCUUCCCAGACAGAAGCCCAUCACGGGGGUCAAACAGGUCAUCGUUGUCGCUUCAGGGAAAGGCGGAGUGGGCAAGUCCACCACGGCAGUGAAUUUAGCUCUUGGAAUAUUGGCCAACGAUCCGCUCAAGUCAGUCGGUCUGUUGGAUGCUGACGUUUACGGUCCGUCGAUUCCCAAACUGAUGAACCUGAAGGGAAACCCGGAGCUCAAUGACGACAAUCUGAUGAUCCCUCUCUUUAACUACGGCGUUCCUUGCAUGUCAAUGGGGUUCCUGGUGGACGAUGUGGCUCCGAUUGUGUGGAGGGGGCUGAUGGUGAUGUCAGCGAUAGAGAAACUGCUCAGACAGGUGGACUGGGGGUCUCUGGACUACCUGGUAGUUGACAUGCCUCCUGGUACAGGAGACGUCCAACUGUCAAUCUCCCAGAACAUCCCAGUCGCAGGCGCGGUCAUCGUGUCCACGCCGCAGGAUAUCGCCCUGCUGGACGCUCGCCGAGGAGCCGAGAUGUUCAAGAAAGUUAACGUGCCGGUUCUCGGCCUGGUGCAGAACAUGAGCGUCUUCCAGUGUCCCAACUGUAACCACCAGACUCACAUCUUCGGCUCUGACGGGGCCCGGCAGCUCGCAGACACACUGGGAGUCAAAUUAUUAGGUGACGUUCCUCUUCAUCUAAACAUCAGAGAGAUGUCAGACAGAGGGAAACCAGUGGUCGUCUCUUCUCCCAACAGCCCAGAGGCGGAGGCGUACAGGAAGGUAGCGUCUGCCGUGGUCCAGAGACUCGAGGAAGUCCACACUUGAUCGAUGUAAACUGGGAGCACGCAUGAUGACACAAACAACACACGAAACACACACAAACAGAAACGCACAAACAUCUUUGUUGUUGAACGCACGAUAACUUAGAUCUAAAGCACUUUUACUGUGUAUUAGUACUGCAGUAGUAACAUUAUUUUAAUAUUUUAAUUUUGGCGGGCCCGAAUGGCAGCGAGAGGUAACUGUUUAAUAUAUUUAAACUUCAUUACCCAGAGUUACAUUGCAGUAUUAAUAAAUGCCAAUAAAAUCAAGAAACAAACGGAUAAGACGACAGGACAAUAACUUCAUAUUACUGCAAUCGGGUUUGAGAAAUUGAAUCCUCAGUUUGGAUCAGUAAUCCAAUCCGAAUCUAGACAAAAAUUGGGAUUCAUUUGUUCAAUUUAUAUUGAAUAUCUCUGUUUUGGUGCUUUAAAACUUGUUUCAACUUAAUAUCUAACUUUCUCUUUCAUAAUAUACACACUAUAUUCACAAUAAAUGACACUUUGGUCACAUAACGGUUCUAGUUAUGUGUUCUUCUAAUAAAACGGUGCAGGUAAACUGAAGUUGAUAAAACAAUGUUGGUUCACACCCAUCACUAUGUCAUGCAUGUAGAUCAUUUUGAAUUUAAAUAUGUGUAUAUUUCUCAGACUACUGAUUUGUUCCGGAUGUUCACGCUAUUGAUUUCUCAGACGAUUCAAAUAAACUUUUAAGUCUC
Molecule: messenger RNA, 1734 nt
Organism: Perca flavescens (yellow perch)
Lineage: Eukaryota; Metazoa; Chordata; Actinopteri; Perciformes; Percidae
Gene: nubpl
Product: nucleotide binding protein-like
Exons: 11
Coding region: 51-1028 (325 amino acids)
Biological process (GO): iron-sulfur cluster assembly; mitochondrial respiratory chain complex I assembly
Cellular component (GO): mitochondrion
Molecular function (GO): ATP binding; 4 iron, 4 sulfur cluster binding; ATP-dependent FeS chaperone activity
Source: RefSeq, a predicted model, not a curated record